UAAAUAAUGCAGUUUGAGUUUGAUAAAUAAAUGAGAUUUCAGAAUAGGAAAUAGGAAACAGGAGUAGUAGAAAACAGUAUUUUUUAUGGCAUAUAUUCUUUGAUUUGAACUUAAGUCAAUGACUAUUGUUAGUUAAUAAAAAAAGGAAUGUCUCAAUUAGCGAGAUCUUUUCAAAGACUAUCAUUAAAUAAUACUUUUAUUGAUAUUCAAAAAGUAUUUAUACGAGGUAAAGCUAAAUAUGUAGAAAAACCUACAACCGGGCAUGGGGUUGCUUUUCGGCGAAUUAUUCAUUUUCCUGAAAAGUAUACAGUAAAACCAUUAAAUGUUACAAACUUGGGAGGAAGGGAUCCUCAAUCAGGUAGACUAGUAGUCAAAGGAAUUGGCGGUGGAAUUAAACACAAAUAUCACUGGAUUGAUUGGAAAAGAGUAGGUCCUAAAGAGGGGCCACCUUUGGUUGAGAGGGUUAUUAAGAUUAUAAAAGAUGGAUGUAGGACAUCUAAUGUAGCAUUGGUAGCAAGUGCGGACAAGCUAAAAUAUAUUUUAGCAACAGAAAACAUGAAGGUUGGAGAUCUAAUUAAGACAUCGUGUCACAUACCCAGAAUACCAGUAAGGGCUAAUGAAGGCGAUGCUUAUCCAUUAGGAGCCUUACCAUUAGGUACACAAAUUCAUUGUGUAGAAAAAUAUCCAGGGUUAGGGGGUUUUUUGGUUCAUUCUGCAGGAACGUAUGCUACAAUUCUCAGAAAGGCGCCAAAUAAUCAUAUCGUUAUAAUGACGCCAAGCAAAAAAGAAUUUAGUUUACCUGAAGAAUGUAUGUGUACAGUUGGAAGGCUGAGUAAUAUUGAACAUUCUAGUACACCUAUUGGCUCAGCUCAAAAAAAUAGGGAACUUGGUAACAGACCACGGUCAGGAUUGUGGCAAAGGAAGACAGGCAGACAUGGAAGGAAAAUUAGAAGGCCACCACCAACUAAAACUAUUGUUGCUCCAAAUGCAGAAAAGAUAGAUGAAAUUAUAUUCAGUUCUGAUCGUUAUUUUGUUAGAACUUUGAGGAGUCAAUUUCAUUAUUAAAUAGAAUAUACCAUUUUUAUGAUGCUUCUUUUGUGAACUUAUAGCAAAAUACACCAUAAUUAAAUUACUGUUACACCAUUAAUAAAAUUACUACCUCAUUUAU
Molecule: messenger RNA, 1168 nt
Organism: Sitophilus oryzae (rice weevil)
Lineage: Eukaryota; Metazoa; Arthropoda; Insecta; Coleoptera; Curculionidae
Gene: mRpL2
Product: 39S ribosomal protein L2, mitochondrial
Exons: 5
Coding region: 148-1065 (305 amino acids)
Biological process (GO): cytoplasmic translation
Cellular component (GO): ribosome
Molecular function (GO): RNA binding; structural constituent of ribosome
Source: RefSeq, a predicted model, not a curated record